CCCGCCGCCGCCGCCAUGGACGGCGUCCAGCCCGCCUGACGGCAGCGGCGCGCAGCUCGAGUGCACGCGCGUCAUGUCCGUUGGCACCGCCAUGCGGACCCCGCUGCAGACGGUGCCCGAGACGCUCACCACGGACCAUGUGGCCGUCGGCAAAGCCAACAAGGAGUCGACCCGCGCGCGUCCCGACGCCGAGCCGCACAUCGGCAAGUACCAGCUGCUCAAGACCAUCGGCAAGGGCAACUUCGCCAAGGUCAAGCUGGCCAAGCACCUGCCCACCGGCGAGGAGGUGGCCAUUAAGAUAAUCGACAAGACGCAACUAAACCCGGGCAGUCUGCAGAAGCUGUUCCGGGAGGUGCGCAUCAUGAAGAUGCUCGAUCAUCCAAACAUAGUGAAACUAUACCAGGUGAUCGAGACGAAGAAGACGCUGUAUCUGGUGAUGGAGUACGCCUCGGGCGGCGAGGUGUUCGACUACCUCGUCUUCCACGGCCGCAUGAAGGAGAAGGAGGCGCGCCUCAAGUUCCGCCAGAUCGUCUCGGCCGUGCAGUACUGCCACCAGAAGAAGAUCAUUCACCGCGACCUGAAGGCGGAAAACCUGUUGCUAGACAGUCAAAUGAAUAUCAAAAUAGCCGACUUCGGCUUUAGUAACGAAUUCACGCCAGGCAGCAAGCUGGACACGUUCUGCGGUAGCCCGCCGUACGCCGCUCCCGAGCUCUUCCAAGGAAAGAAGUACGACGGACCGGAGGUGGACGUGUGGUCGCUGGGUGUCAUCCUCUACACGCUGGUGAGCGGCUCGCUGCCGUUCGACGGCUCCAACCUCAAGGACCUGCGGGAGCGCGUGCUGCGCGGCAAGUACCGCAUCCCCUUCUACAUGUCGACCGACUGCGAGAACCUGCUGCGCAAGUUCCUCGUGCUCAACCCGACCAAGCGCGCCAGUUUGGAGCAGGCCAUCAUGCGGGACAAGUGGAUGAACUCGGGCUGCAACGAGGACGAGCUGAAGCCGUACGUGGAGCCGGACCCGUGCAUGGACGACCCGCGUCGGAUAGAGCAGCUGGUGGCGCUGGGCCACGCGCGCGCCGACAUCGACGAAAGCCUCCGGCUCUGCAAGUUCGACGACAUCUACGCCACCUACCUGCUGAUGAACCGGCGAGCGACUGACCUGGAGAGCGACGGCUCGCAGUCGGGCUCGUCGCUGUCGCUGCGGCACCUGGGGCCGGGCACGCCGGCACCGCAGCCCACCAGCCUGCAGUCGCCGCCCCACUCCAAGGUGCACCGCUCCAUCUCGGCCACCACCAACAGCAAGCCGAAUCGGCGCGCCUCGUCCGGCGUGAAUGCGUCGUCCUCCGCGCACCCGGCGCCCGCCAACCACACGCACUUCAAGCGCCAGAACACGGUCGACUCGGCGACGAUCAAGGAGAACACGGCGCGGUUGAGCGCGGCGGCCGCCGCCAGCCGCGCCGCCGCCGCCGCCGCCGCCACGACGCCAUCGCCGGCGGGCGGCGCCGGCGCCGCUGGCGAGGCGGCCGAGCCGGCCAGCACGCCGGUGCCGCCGCCGGCCAAGCCGCGCGUGCCCAAGGCCAGCUCGGCGGCGGCGCGCACCAUCGGACCGUCCGGACUGCGCCGCUCGACGCACUCGUACGACGCCAAGGUGGCCGCGGCGGCCGUGGCCGGCGCCGAGGGCAAGACGCACGGGGCCGACGUCAAGGACGUGACCAGCGGCGCCGGCCGGCCGGGCGCGCCUCUGUCGCCGCGCGCCGCCGGCCGCAGCGCGCCCUUCACGCGCAACAUCGUGAGUCGCUCGACGUUCCACUCGGGCCAGACGCGCGCCGCCGGCCACCGGCCGGCCGGGGUCAGCCCGCACCACGACACCAACCGCACCUCGUUCUUCUCCAAGCUCUCGUCCAAGUUCGCCAAGCGACCGGGAGACGUUACCAUGCCCACCCCUACCAGGCCGACCACUGACCGGCACGGAGCGGACUCGCCAGUGCCGACCCCGACCCGGCCGGCUGUUGACCGGCCGGUGAUGACGACGCCGAUGACGGCCAGCAACGGCGAGCCGGAGCCGGUGAAGCCGCGCAGUCUGCGCUUCACCUGGAGCAUGAAGACCACCUCGUCGCGCGACCCGCAGGAGAUCAUGGACGAGAUCAGGAAGGUGCUGGACGCCAACAGCUGUGACUACGACCAGCGCGAGAAGUUCCUGCUGCUGUGCGUGCACGGCGAUCCGCGCACCGACUCGCUCGUCCAGUGGGAGAUCGAGGUGUGCAAGCUGCCCCGCCUCUCGCUCAACGGCGUGCGCUUCAAGCGCAUCUCGGGCACCUCCAUCGGCUUCAAGAACAUCGCCAGCAAGGUGGCCAACGAGCUGAAGCUGUGACCCGUGGAGGCGCCGCCGCCGCCGGAGCCGGGCCGGCCGGCGACGGCGACGGCGGCGCGCUGCUCGUGUCGGCCGGUGCCGCCGCCGCCGCGACGCCGCCACGCCCACUGAGCGCCGCGUCCCGCCCGUUGUUUUCCUUUUAUAUAAUUGUUACGUCUAUGUGGCGGCCGGCGGGCGGACGGACGGGCGGCCGGCGAGCGGACGCCGGCGGGCGUCUUCCGGGCGCGGCCCGCGGCCGCGGCUCAACUCCGGUGCAGCUACCUUCCGCGGGGCCGCGGGCGCGCCGCCCGCCGCACCGCGCCGCGUCGCGCCGCGGACAAUCGGGGCUCGCGCAAUCUGUGAUCCGCUCCCCGCUGUGUGACGUGUCGUCCCCCCCCCCUCCUCCUCCCCCCCGAGGCGCGCGCGGGCGGGCGGCCCCCGCGUCGUGUCGUCGCUCUGUGGACCCGCGCGGCGCGGUUCGCGGACCGGGCCGAGAUAAUUCUAACAUUUGUGGAUGUAUUUAUUAGUAUUACGUGCAACCAUACCGCCGCCCGCCCCAGCAGCGCGCGCACGAUUGUGCAUUGAUAUCGGUUUAUCAUAUUCAUUCACCGACCGGCGUGCGCGAGGCGCCCGCCGUCCGCGCGGCGUCUGAGCGCUGUGUUUUUACGGUCAGGACCCGUGGAGGCAUCGUUGCACAAUGCUAGACGCUGUACAUAUGGGAGGGCGCGCGGCCGCUGCCGCGCGACCCGAGUGUGAUACGCGAUUGCCGAGAGAGAGAGAGAGGGGGAGAGAAUGACGCGCUGUGCUGCAGAGAAGGAGCGCGCGGCGCGAGGCGAGGCGCCGACCGGGCGCGCCCGAUUCCAGACUAAACCCGCCUAGUUACGUGCGAAUUACCGACGCGGCGGCGCGACGGCCGACUGUGUUGGGUUUCUGUUAUUUCUCUGUACAGAAUGCUAAUAGCUCUAAAAUACAUGUGAUAAAAGGAGCCGCG
Messenger RNA from Pollicipes pollicipes, 3338 nucleotides. Its product is annotated as MAP/microtubule affinity-regulating kinase 3. Bases 74 to 2368 code for a protein of 764 amino acids. Gene Ontology annotation, molecular function: ATP binding; tau-protein kinase activity. Gene Ontology annotation, biological process: microtubule cytoskeleton organization; intracellular signal transduction; protein phosphorylation. Gene Ontology annotation, cellular component: cytoplasm. The transcript is spliced from 15 exons. NCBI's taxonomy places the organism in Eukaryota, Metazoa, Arthropoda, Thecostraca, Pollicipedomorpha, Pollicipedidae. The record is from RefSeq and is a predicted model, not a curated record.